Debaryomyces fabryi is the source of this 1572-nucleotide messenger RNA. RefSeq names its product Mfg1p (gene MFG1). The record is from RefSeq and is a predicted model, not a curated record. Lineage: Eukaryota; Fungi; Ascomycota; Pichiomycetes; Serinales; Debaryomycetaceae. The transcript has a single exon. Bases 1 to 1572 code for a protein of 523 amino acids.
AUGAAUGGAAAUCUGAAUAUGAAUGUUAUGAAUAUGCCAGGGAUGAAUAUGAAUAUGGCUGGCAUGAACAAUAAUAAUAACAAUAAUCAGGCCAUGGCAGCGAUGAUGCAGAACCAAAAUUUUGGUAAUCCGUUAAUGCAACAGCCCCAGAUACAGCAACAACAGCCACUACCACAGCAGGGUGUUUCCCAGAGGCCUGGAAUGCAUAGGGCUGCGACGAUUCAACAGGGGAAUCCAGUGACGGGACAAGCACCAAUGGCGAAGAUGGGACAGUUCAGUCCAAAUGGAAUUAUUUCGGGACCUAAUUCUGCACCUAUUCCAGGAACAGGCAACAAUUCAGCGGGUACAUCUCAGGGGCAUACGCCCCAGAUGGGCAACCAACCACAACCCCCUUUGCAAGGCCAAUUUCCACCUCAAUUUCCUCAACAACCAGUACAGCAAGGACAGAAAAUAAAUGGUGGGCCCAUCAACAGUAAUGUCACGCCAAUAGUACCACAACAACAACAACCGACUCCACAGAGCCAGCCACGUCCGGGGAUGCCUCAGCAGAAGCAAAAUAUGCCAAUGCAAGGCCAAAUUCAAGGAGGUCAGUUACAUUCCCCAAUGCAAAAACAGCCGAUAGCAAAUAGUCCUCAGUUCUUUAGAAAUCAAGAACAAGAACAAAUGCAAAAUGAAUUAAAUGCAAAAAUUUUUAAAAGGAAUUUGGGUAAUGCAGGUGUUAUCCGUAUAUUGAAUCUAAUUGAUCAAAUAAGUAAUGAAUCAUAUGAAAACUUGUCCAAAUUAGGAUUCUGGCAAAAGGUUAUACAACUUUAUUGUGUUCCCUCAUGUACUGUGAGAUUAACUACAGCACCUUCUUCUAAUGCAAGCAAAUCGGCUAAUCAUAAAUUCACUUUGGAUGCACAACAGCAUACAUUACCUCGCCAAUUUGAAUUAAAUGUGUUAACGGCACCACGAUUUUUUCUCGCUCAAAUAUUAUCGGGUCAAGUUUCUAAACUAUCGAUUACUUUACCAGGGUUAAAGUUUCAAGUAAUGAAUAACAGCUCAAUUUUUAUUAUAUCCCGGUUAUCUAUACAAUACAAUUACGCAGACGGUUCGGUAUCGAAUGUUACUGGAACGUUUAAAAUGUUAAUGAAUAGAGAAUUUCGCAUUGAAUGGAUAGACUGCCAAUGUUCAAAUAUUCAAAGUUCUGUCAACUUUGAAACUUUGGAAAGACAAUGGGCCAAUUUUUCCCAAUCUCAACAUGAAAAUGACAGAAAGGAAGAAGAUGAUCAAAGUCAACAAGAAUUCCCUAAGUACUUACGCCAAUCUUCGACCGCUAUAGCAUCGUCUGAUACUUGUGGGUUGCAUGAAGAUGCAUUCAGAGUUUUGCAAAUAGGAGACGUAAUGUCACAUCUUAGAGCAUUGAUGGGAUUCUCAACAGCAAAUAAUAUCAGUUCACCAAUGAAGUCCCUAGAACUUUUUAUGUCUGUUAAUAACAACCAGCAACCUCAGAAUAUACAACCCCAAAACAAGAUGAAUUCAAAUGAUCCUAGUAAGAAUGGUACAUCACCAUCUCCAAAUAUGAAUACAUGA